Cyprinodon variegatus (sheepshead minnow) is the source of this 1181-nucleotide messenger RNA. It is a transcript of the gene vma21, whose product is annotated as VMA21 vacuolar H+-ATPase homolog (S. cerevisiae). The transcript is spliced from 3 exons. Gene Ontology annotation, cellular component: endoplasmic reticulum membrane. The coding region runs from base 108 to 419 and encodes 103 amino acids. The record is from RefSeq and is a predicted model, not a curated record. Gene Ontology annotation, biological process: vacuolar proton-transporting V-type ATPase complex assembly. NCBI's taxonomy places the organism in Eukaryota, Metazoa, Chordata, Actinopteri, Cyprinodontiformes, Cyprinodontidae.
ACUAAUCCCGGAAGAAGGGGAUUCAUGUUAAGAGGAACAGCAGUACAGAAAGAAACGGCUUUAAAUAUCCCCCAUAUUUCCUUUUUUAGCCUCUUAUCCACUCAGAUAUGGACACUUCCACCCGAGCAUCGUUAGACUCGUCUGCUGGACCUCCUCCGUAUUUUAGAGGAAAUGAAGGCUCCCUGGUCUCUGCCCUGAAGACGCUGCUGUUCUUCACCAUCCUCAUGGUGACGCUGCCUAUUGGCUUAUACUUCGCAUCCAAGGCUUACAUCUUUGAGGGUUCCAUGAAAAUGUCGAGCUCCGACAGCUACUUCUACGCAGCCAUCGUAGCUGUGCUCGCCGUUCACGUGGUCUUGGCUCUGUUUGUUUAUGUCGCCUGGAACGAAGGCGCGCCUAAAAGCAAGGGCAAACAUGAUUAAGGCAAGCACUUAUCAGCUUCUGAGGCUGCUGGAGAUGGACAGACUGCGGGCGAGGAUCCACAGUCCUGUCUCCCGUGGGCAACAACACUCAACGCUGCACCAUCUAUGAACCAGACACGUUGGCAGGGAGGGGAUCUGGCUUGGCUCCGGAUUUAACCCCAGGGUUAGAGUAGGAAGUCGUGUAUAUUCUCUGACGCGGGGGUGCAAAGACCAGAGGGUGCAAUUUUAUUGCCAGGCCCCAGCAGGCAUAAUUUUGUUCCCCCACAUAAAAUGGUUUCUUUUCUUUUUUUUGGCUGAGGACAGUUUUUUUUAUUUUUUUAUGCUUUGUCCUCAGAUACUGAUUGGCUCAGGGCUCUGAGUCCCUUCACACUAAGAGUUUAUGUCAGAAUUCGCCUGUACUUGUUUUUUUUUUUGUUUUUUUUAUAUAGAGUUUGAUCAUUUUGAAUAGAGAAAACAGCUGAUUCCUCUGUCCUUACUUUUAAAGUCCUUGUCCAAAUAAAUUAAAGGUUUACUUCUGUAUUUUGGAACAAAGUCUCGUAGGCAUGUUAUUUAUAUGGCCUCAUUGUUCUCUGUUAUUCUCAAUAACAUGUUUUUCAUUGCUGAUUUGAAAGUGUUUGUCCGCUGGAGUGGAGGUGAUGUUAUAAAGCAUAGAUUAGAAAUCACUGUUUUUGCUUAAACUAUUUCUUUGUUCUGAAGAUGUUACUUGACAUUGAUGUAAUACAAGUAGGUUUGAUGAAUUGCUUGAAUAAACUCAAAAUUUAA